UGCUUCAUCCCUGUGUUUAUCAAGUGUCAACAUUUCGGUAGUUGCUUCUUAUCUCUCCGCGAUUGUGUUUGACAUUUGAAGUGAGGUGGAUUUUCUCUGCGAUUUCCUAGACACCACUAUUCACUGCUGAGGGAAAAAUGGCAAAAUUCAAAGUUAAUGAGAAUGUGAUGGCACGCUGGCCUGGCUCAAACUUGUGGUUUGAAGCAAGUGUUGUUGACUUCAAUGAUAUUGAAUACCAAGUGAUGUUCAAAGAUGACGCCAAGUCUGAAUAUGUUCUCAAAUACAGGGAUGUUAAGUCUGUCGAGCAAUUCCAAAGAAGUCGCUCCAAAAGCCGUGGAAGAUCUAGCAGCCGCGGCAGAUCUACUGGAAGACGAAAGAGCCCAGGGAGAAAAAGUCCAGGCCGAAAGAGUCCAGGCCGACCUAAGCAAAUUAGAGAACCUGUCAUAGAAACAAAGCCUGUGAAAAUUGUAGAGCCCGAGCCAGUCCCAGUAGUCAUCAAGCCAAGAACGCCUUCCCCAAAGCCUGUUGUCCGCCUUGCCAGGGCUGACAAGUUUGCUCCACGAACCUCAACUCCCACAAGACAGUCUGCACGGAUCGCUUCGUUGGCCGAGAAGCAUGAUGAAGUUGAUGGACAGGUCAAUAACAUCAAACCAGAAGUCAAGACAGUGACAGAAACUAAAGUUGCUACCCAAACUCUUGGUAGCCGACUAUGUGGACUGACAUCCUGUGCUGGAGGCUGCUUAAAGACUGCCGCAUGUGCCAUUAUUCCUUCUCUAGCCACUGUGAAGGCACUGAUUGCCUCUUUGCUGAUUGUGGGCCUACCCUUCUUCUGUAAUGAGCUGUGUACCAAGAGAAAGUGCACAAUCCUUGAAUUUCCAAAUAUGCCUCGUAAACUUGAGGUUUAUUAUGAUUUGAGGGCAGUUGGCAUUGUGACUGCAUUUUCCUUAAUGCAACUUCUGCUCUGCCUGAUCCCCAUUGGACGGAAGGUGAGCCUCCCAAAUGGGGCACAAAUCCGUUGCAAUGGCUAUGUUUCAUUAGUUGUGACUCUGUCGCUGAUACCCCUGCUAAUGUACCUGGACUAUGAUGUAUUGAUCGUCUACACACUCUUCCGUCAAAUAAUGGCCACCUCUAUUGCUCUAGCAGUCUUCCUCUCUGUAGUUCUAUACAUCCGAGCUAGAUAUAUUCCUGAUGAUGCAAAGAACCCAGCUGGUAACACGGGCAUAUUCCUAGCCGAUUUGUUCAAUGGACGUGAGACCUGUCCUGCCAUUCGAUCAUUUGACUUGAAAUUCUUUGCUUUUAGGGUCAUGGCUACUAUGUGGCUAAUGAUGAAUGUGAUAGUAGUGGUAAAAGAUCUGCAGAUUCACCUUGGCCAGUAUAGUCCAACACUCCUGGUUGCUUGCACUUUGCAGAUCUUCUAUGCUGUCGACUUUGUAUGGUUCGAAGAAUCUAUCCUGACCACUUAUGAAUACACGAAAAAUGGAUUUGGUCUGUUCUUUAGUGUUGGCACCUUACAAACUCCAUUUUUCCUGACAAUCUGGACAAGACUUGUACUUAACCAUAGAACUGAGCUCGAAUGGUAUAUCCUGUCUCUGGUUGUUGCUCUCAAUCUCUUCGGUUAUACAAUUUGCCGUGGAUCCAACUCACAGAAGCACGCUUUCAGGACCAACCCCUCUGACCCAGCCUUAGCUCAUUUGGAAAGCCUGCCAACAUCUGCUGGAACGAGAUUGUUAGUCUCUGGUUGGUGGGGUGUCAUGAGGCAUCCAAAUUACAUUGGGGAGAUCCUGAUAAUGACCUCCUGGACUCUUCUCUGUGGAUUCAACUUUGCUUUACCAUGGGUCUUGCUUGGACUUGAUGUUCUGUUCCUAGUUGCAAGAACUUAUGAAGUGGAAGAAGCUUGUAGGAAGAAAUAUGGACUGGCAUGGAACAAUUACACUGACCGUGUAAAAUACCGCCUUAUUCCCAGGGUCAUUUAGAUUGAUCUUUGGCUCAUAAAACUCUUUUUUUUCCUUUUCUGAAAACUAGGGACUGUUUGGUCUAAGCAAAUAAGUCAACUCUAAAGAAAAAUGGUUAAAGAUUAAAAUUAGAGUUGUCUCUUAAAGAGGUCACAGUUCUAUGAUAAUGAAUUGGGUAAUUUUAAGGUUUUUAAUUUUAUUUAUUAUUUCACAUUACAAUUCCCAGUUGAUUUGCAUAUCAAUGAUUGCCAAGUUUUGAUGGAAGUUUAAAAGACUCUAUUUUUGGUACAAAAUAAUCUAUGAAAUCUCUAUCUGUGUAACAUCAACUUUUAUAUGUUCUGUUAUUAAUAGUAAGUUUACUUACUAUGAAUAUAACUGGCAGAAAGUUUUAGAGGAAUCUUUCAGGUAUAUCAAUGAUGUUGAUAUUUUUGUGGUAGUUUUUGAGGAAUAUACUUGAUAUUUUGUAAGGCUAUAUAUUGAUGAAUAUCCUUACAGUUGAGGAUGCGUGUAUAGGCCAAUUUAUGCACUAAUUCUUUAUUUUCUUGCUCAUUUUUCUUACCUUGUUGAUGUACAGGGUGUAAGCCAUGACUAUACAAAAGGGUAAUCUUAUAGCAUUGCUCUUUUUAGAUAUUUCUUGCCUAGUGACUCAAAAACUACAUUAAUAUCUUCAUUAGUGGUAGAAAAGGCACCACUGCUGUAUAUGGAGAGUCAUAUAUAUAUAUAUAU
Penaeus indicus is the source of this 2678-nucleotide messenger RNA. Its product is annotated as delta(14)-sterol reductase TM7SF2-like. Lineage: Eukaryota; Metazoa; Arthropoda; Malacostraca; Decapoda; Penaeidae. Bases 138 to 1973 code for a protein of 611 amino acids. The transcript is spliced from 11 exons. The record is from RefSeq and is a predicted model, not a curated record. Gene Ontology annotation, biological process: cholesterol biosynthetic process. Gene Ontology annotation, molecular function: Delta14-sterol reductase activity. Gene Ontology annotation, cellular component: endoplasmic reticulum membrane; nuclear inner membrane.